Messenger RNA from Camellia sinensis, 2571 nucleotides. Lineage: Eukaryota; Viridiplantae; Streptophyta; Magnoliopsida; Ericales; Theaceae. The record is from RefSeq and is a predicted model, not a curated record.
AUGACUUUCGUUGGGCCUUUACCGGGGUUUAUGGUCCAGUUCGUGGAGGGGAGAGGUUUUUUUUUUUUGGAGGAGUUGCAGAGCAUUGGUUAUCGCUGGGGGGUUCCCUGGUGUGUGGGAGGGGAUUUCAAUGUGGUUCGCUGUAUGGCGGAAAAGUCUAGGGUAAUUUCGGGGUUGGGUUCAAUGAGACGUUUCUCUUUGUUCAUUGAUGAGAUGGAGUUGGUCAAUUUUCCGCUUCAGGGUGGUAGUUUCACUUGGUCCGGGAGUGGAGUGAUGUCUCGAAUUGAUCGAUUUUUGGUGUUGGAUGAGAAGGAAGGUGCUGGGGUGUUAUCUGCAGUAGAUAUGUCUAUCCGGGUGGAGGUUCGUAAGGAGUUUGGCCAUCUUGCACACAUGGAAGAGAUCGGUUUUCGCCAGAAGUCUAGAUGUUUGUGGCUAAAGGAUGGGGAUCGAAACACGAAGUUUUUCCACCAUAUAGCAAAUGUUCAUCGCCAGGUUAAUCAAAUAGGGCGAAUUCGAGUGAAUGGGGUGGAUUUUUCGACCUCCGAGGGAGAAGGGUGGAGGGCGGGUCUGGAUGGGGUAAUUUUCAAUGUCAUUUCGGAGGCAGUUUGUACGUCAUUGGAGAGGCCAUUUUCUAAAGAGGAAGUGUUUGCAGCAUUGCAUAGUAUGUCUGGAGAUAAGGCUCCUGGUCCAGAUGGGUUUACAAUUUCCUUUUUCCAACACUGUUGGGGGGUGGUUAAAACAGAGGGUGGGGCAGAGGAUAUUCGAGAUUUUCGUCCUAUUAGUCUUUUGGGCAGUGUGUAUAAGCUGUUAGCUAAGGUUUUGGAGAAUCGGUUACGGGUAGUGCUAGAUGGGGUGGUCUCGGAUUCUCAAAAUGCUUUUGUGGGGGGUAGGCAAAUUUUGGACACGGUGCUUGUGGUGAAUGAGUGUGUGGAUUCGUGGUUGCGUCAAGGGAAACCGGGGUUAAUAUGUAAAUUAGAUAUCGAAAAGGCUUAUGAUAAUGUGAAUUGGCAGUUUUUGAUGUACAUGUUGGAGAGGUUGGGUUUUGGGGAAAGAUGGUGGCGUUGGGUUUUGUUUUGUAUUUCUACAGUGCGGAUGUCGGUGUUGGUUAAUGGGUCUCCGGAAGGUUUCUUUCCGACUCAACGAGGAUUGCAACAGGGUGAUCCUUUAUCUCCUUUGUUAUUCAUCUUGGUUAUGGAGGCUUUGGGGCGUUUGUUGGCUAGAGCGGUGCAACAAGGUUUGUUGAAAGGAUUUGAGGUCGGGGUGGUUCCAGGGGUGGUGGAGGUGUCUCAUUUGUUUUAUGCAGAUGAUGCCCUCAUUUUCUGUGAUGCGGAGGAGGAGCAUAUUGGGUACUUGAGAUGUGUGCUUUUGUGUUUUGAGGCGGUGUCCGGGCUUCGAGUGAAUUUAGCAAAGUCCGAAUUGAUCCCGGUGGGGGAGACGGCGAGAACUUCGAUUUUUGCCACUAUUUUAGGGUGUAAAGUGGUUUAUUUGCUUGUUACAUAUUUGGGCUUGCCUUUGGGGGCUUCUUUUAAGGCCAAACGAGUAGGGGAUGGGGUCGUGGAUAAGGUGCAACGGCGGUUGGCAAGAUGGAAGCGACAGUAUUUGUCAAAGGGUGGUUGGCUUGUAUUGAUUAAAAGUGUUUUAGCAAGUAUUUCGACUUAUUUUAUGUCUGUUCACGUGAUCCCGGUGUCAGUAGCAAGGUGGAUUGAGCAGCUGCAACGGCACUUUUUGUGGGGUGGUGGAGGUGAGGGUGCUCAUUAUCAUUUAUUAUCAUGGGAUCAGAUCUGCCUGCCUAAGGAGAGCGGGGGUUUGGGGGUUCGGAGGUUGGUCUUGUUUAAUUUGGCUUUGCUGGGGAAGUGGUUGUGGCGUUUUGUGGUGGAAAAGGAGCAGCUUUGGAGAAGGGUGGUGGUUGCUAAGUUUGGUAUGGGUAGGGGGGAGUGGUGUUCCAAAACGGUGGGUCUUUCUCAUGGUUGUGGUGUGUGGAAGGGGAUUUGGUUAGGUCGGGAGGCUUUUUGGAGUAGGGUGCGGUUGAAAGUUGGUACGGGGGAUCGAGUUCGGUUUUGGAGGGAUAGGUGGUGUGGUGACUUGUCUUUAGAGUUUCAAUUCCCUUUGAUCUUUGCUAUUGCUGUUGAUUAUGAGGUGUUGGUGGCUACUGUCAAGAUUGGGGAGGGGCAAUCGACGGUGUGGAAUGUGCAGUUGCGUCGCAAUGUUCAGGAUUGGGAGCAAGAUCAGUUGGUGGAACUUUUGGGCUUUUUAUAUGGUUUGAAGUUUGUGGGGAACGGUCAGGACUCUUUGGUUUGGGAUUGUCCUAGAUCCAAAGGUAUUUUUACUUUGUCUUUUUUUUAUAGAAGGCUUGUUCAGGAUGGGUUUGCACAGGAUGUUGCUAGGGUUUAUCCGUGGAGAGGUGUUUGGUUGUCGGGCUUGCCUUCAAAGGUUGCCUUUUUUGUUUGGACAGCAAGUUUGGGUGGUGUCUUGACCAUUGAUAAUUUGAUUUGUCGUGGGCAUAUUUUGGUAAAUUGGUGUUGUUUGUGUGGUAGGGCAACAGAAUCAGUUGACCAUUUGCUUAUUCUUUGA